UAAACAUCUUAAACUUGACUCAUUCAGUUUGUAACAGUGCAGUGGUAAUUUAUGUUUAUGGGCAAAAUUAAAUAAGUGAUAUUCAGACGUUUUACUGUUCAAGGAAUUUGAUAAUACCGUCCACGUAGUCAUUAAGAAAAAACCACAAGGACGUUUGCAUUGGCUGCGUACGCGCGUGUGUGACAUAAUGGACUUUAAAAAAUCUUUUUCGAUAUUAUUUUUCCUGGCCAUCGUUGCACUGACGGCGGCCGUUAAGAAAAAGCCUACAGAUGAACCGGUGGUGUCUCUCCAAGAAGGCAUUGUUAAAGGGGCGUGGAAGCUUUCAACCAAUGGCAGAUAUUACGCAAGCUUUGAAGGGAUACCUUACGCUAAACCACCUUUGACAAUCAUGAGAUUGCAGGACCCGUGGCCCCCCCUUCCGUGGCAAGGAAUAUACGACGCGACGUACGCCCGCAAUGUGUGCAUGCAGUAUAAUCCCUUUCAGGACAAGGUCAUCGGCUCCGAAGAUUGCUUAUUCGUGAACGUGUACACUCCACACGUCCGUGACUGCGCCAACAUGCCUGUAAUGGUGUUCAUACACGGUGGCGCUUUCAUGUUCGGUAGUGGAAGCAGCCACGGCCCACAAAACUUCAUGGACUUUAACUUCGUCGUUGUCACUUUGAACUAUAGAUUGGGACCGCUAGGUUUCCUGAGUACAUACGACAAUAUAAUAAGCGGCAACUUUGGACUUAAAGACCAAUCGCUGGCACUUCGUUGGACACGCGAUAACAUCAAAACGUUCGGUGGGAAUCCUGAUACCGUCUUACUCUCGGGGAGCUCUGCAGGCGCAGCUUCCGUUCACUAUCAUUAUCUUUCACCUUGGUCGAAAGGAUUGUUCUCUAGUGGAUUUCAAGCCAGUGGAACGGCUUUUAGUUCUUGGGCUCACCAGACCAAACCUUUGGAGAAGGCAAAGGAACUUGCUGAUGUGGUGAAAUGUCCGUACAUUACUAGCAAGGAACUUCUGCAAUGCCUGCAAGAGAUUCCAGGAGAAGAUAUCGUGAUGGCGCAAAUUGAUGUGACAAAAAAACAGACGGGCUGGAGACCAUUCCUGUUUACUGCGUUUGUUCCAUCGAUAGAAGCGCCCUCCGUGAAGAAACCCUUCCUUAACAACUACCCACACGUAUUGACGACGGCUGGAGCAAUGCAUAGACUGCCUCUAAUUGCCAGCAUCACAGCUCAAGAGGGCUUAUACCCUGCCGCGACAUUCAUUACGGACCCUAAAUGUCUUGAUGACCUAGAGCGUCGCUGGAACACUCUGGCGAGUUAUAUUUUUGUUUAUAACGACACUCUGCCCAAGGAGCGCUUAGUUGAGGUUGCACAGAAAAUCAAGCAGGAGUACUUCGAAAGUUGGCCUGUUCAUAAGGAGACCUUUCACCUGCUGAUUGAAGCUCUCAGUGACCGCCUGUUCAAUGCAGACAUAGCAAAACAGGCGCAACUACAUGCGUUGAAGUCCGGCCAGCUUGUAUUCUUCUACAAGUACACGUAUCGUGGAUCUAUUAGCAUUAGCAACGACAUGGCCCAAAACAAGGAGAACUACGGGGUCGCUCACGCAGAUGACAUAUUCAAUAUAUUCAAGUUCCAACUCGCGCCCUUUAGCACCAGUACUGACAAGAAGAUGGCGUACAAUCUUAUUGACAUCCUGUACAACUUUGCAACUACUGGGGUGCCAAAGUUGAAAAAGGGUAUAUGGCAACCACUGAAUGCUUGCUCGUGCCCUGAAAUAAGGUACCUGGAAAUUGCCUCGCCUACAGACAUGAAAAUGAAAGUAGAAUCUAAUUUCGGAAGGCACAGCUUCUGGCACAACAUUGGCUUCCUGGAAUACGACCUCUUCAAGCUCCCAAAACCACCAGGAAAAGAUGAACUGUAGUUUAAAUCUUCGUUAACGGCAUACAUAUCUAACCGUUGAAGAGGCAAUUGGCGACAUAUGUCACUCUCUGAACCAAGAAAAAAUUCUAAGUUAAAUAAGUCACAGGGAUUCAUAAACAUUGAGGCUUUUAAGUCAUGUCUAAUGUAAAGACCAACUCUAACACCAACAAUUCAUCUUACAGGCAAAGGGCAAUAGAGCUACUGCAACUGUAGCUGAGUAACUUUAUGUAGAUUAAGUAGGUUUCAAAUCAGGCUGCAGUGAGAAAACGACUCCAAUAUUAAGCCCUUAAGUGUUUUUUACGUUUUGAAUCCCAUCUAAACUCUUCCAAAGAAUACUCAUAAUAAUACAGAAGGUAUAAUAAUACUAUACCGUCAGUACGCGGCUUAUUCGAUAUUACUACCGAGUACUCCAUUUCGUACCUCGCUUUUUAUUAUUUUAUUCAAAAUAAACAAAAAGGCGUAAAAUAGUUGAUACAAAACGUCUGUUAAAACAAAUAAACCUGGGUUCCAAACUCUACAACUAUAAUUCACAUCCACAAACAUAAACAAGAGUUACCUUUUCGGUGUUCACAACUACCUAUAUUUAAAUUCUUAAUCCACAGGUACAAGGCACAAAUUUACUAGAUCAUACAUUGACAUUCCCAAACAUUAUACUGUAUAACGGUAUAAUUUUUUUCUUGACAUCUUUCAGCAAUCUUCGGGUUUCACCUAUCGUCGGGUUUCUUGCCGAUUCGACUUGGAAGUAAACAGAGAAAGUAGUCUUUAUUUUGGUUAUAUGUUUUUAUUAUGUACUAGCUGGGGCCCGCGACUUCGUCUGCGUAGAUCACAGAAUAAUAAAUACAGUUGCAGUGGUUAAUCCUAUUGUAACUACAAGUCUCGAAAGACCUAUCAGAGCUCAUUCCGCUAUUGUCGCUUUGUGUGGUAUAGUAGUGUCAUUCGUUCGUGCAAAUUAUCUAGAACAUUUCAUAGAAAAAAUCCUUAUUGUGCUGUUUUGUGUGCAAAAACAAUAGUUGCACCAAAAAUAUUUCCCGUGGUGGUAUUUCAUAUCAUCGGAAAGACUUAUUUUAAUCAAUUUUCAAAUUUCUAUUUGUCGAAAUUAUAAAAAUUAAAAGAAGAAGUAAAAUUCGGAACCCCGAAGAUUGCCAAGAGAUACAAAGUUAUCGUACUGUAAUAUUAAAAAACAUAUUUCUAAUUUAUUUGUAAAACUAUGUAGUAAUAACCUGAAAAUAUCAAUAUUAAUUAAGUUAAAGCAUUUGUUGUAACUACAAAGGUACAUAAAUUAAAAAACGUAUACAAACUUAAACUCGCUAGAUAAUAAAUGUAUGCCGUUA
Messenger RNA from Hyposmocoma kahamanoa, 3236 nucleotides. RefSeq names its product venom carboxylesterase-6-like. Bases 188 to 1906 code for a protein of 572 amino acids. NCBI's taxonomy places the organism in Eukaryota, Metazoa, Arthropoda, Insecta, Lepidoptera, Cosmopterigidae. The transcript has 11 exons. The record is from RefSeq and is a predicted model, not a curated record. Gene Ontology annotation, molecular function: hydrolase activity.